CGGCUGUGCGGGUUAUAGCGUUUGCAGUGAUAUCUUGUUGCCGAUCAUCCAGUGUUGUGGUGUGAGCCGAAAUACAUGAACGUUCGCACGUCGUGACUCACGAAUUCGUUUGCGAUCCUCAGUUCUGAUAAUCAUACCUCUGUGAGGUUCUCCAUGAAAAGUAACCUGCUUUUGUUUAGUACUGUUCGUUAUUAGCAGUCAAGUGCGCAGAACUUGGAUGUGAUAGGUUCUUUCCUUUCAGUGAAGUGAUUCGUGAUUUUUGAAGCCAAUUUCGCAGAAAUUGAUCCCAGACCUUAUACAAUGACUAUACGGCCAAUCUUCACAGGCUAUCCCUUUCAAGGGCAAGGGCGCGUAAAUCAACUCGGCGGGGUGUUCAUCAACGGUCGUCCGUUGCCGAACCACAUUCGCCUCAAAAUCGUGGAGAUGGCCGCGGCCGGCGUGCGCCCUUGCGUUAUAUCUCGGCAGCUUCGGGUCUCGCACGGAUGCGUAUCUAAGAUACUCAACAGGUACCAAGAAACGGGCUCCAUCAGGCCUGGCGUCAUCGGAGGAUCAAAACCCAAAAUAUCAGCACCGGAUAUCGAGAAAAAAAUCGACGACUACAAAAAAGAAAAUCCGGGAGCCUUUUCAUGGGAGAUUCGCGACAAGCUCGUCAAGGAUGGCGUGGUGGACAAGACGGAGGCACCUUCCAUCAGCUCAAUCAGUCGCAUCAUUCGCGGUGGCCGCAGAGAAGACGACCUCCGCAAGGACCACAGCAUCGACGGUAUCCUGGCAGAAGACGCCAGCGAGGACAGCGACACAGAGAGCGAACCUGGCCUCACCCUCAAGAGAAAGCAGAGGCGUUCCCGUACCACCUUCACCGCCGAGCAGCUAGAGCUCCUCGAACGCUCUUUCGAGAAGACGCAAUAUCCUGACGUCUAUACCCGCGAGGAACUCGCGCAGAAUUUGGGCAGGGCGCGCCUGACUGAGGCGCGGGUGCAAGUGUGGUUCAGCAACCGAAGGGCGCGACUCAGGAAGCAUCUCAACAGCCAGCAACUUGCGUCCCUCACUUCACCGAUGGCGCCUUCUGCAGCUGCUGCUGCCGCUGCUGCGUCUGCUGCUGCUGCCCCGUACAUGGCGCACCAUCAGUAUCCUGCACAGAUGUGCGACCCGUCGUCUAUGUCUGCGUCGGCUGCGUAUCACGGCGCUGCUUCAUGGCAGGCUGGGGCCGCCACCUGCUACGACUACUCAGCGUCGAGCCUCACGGGCGUCGACCACUCGAGCCUCAUGUCCCACACGAUGGCCUCAAUGCCCUACGCCGCCAUGAGUGGCGGUCCCGACGGCACCUGGGGCGCUAAAAGUGCCAUGGGAAGCUGGUGCACCACAGGCAUGACUGCACCUGCUAGCUUUGAACAGCUCGGGGGCCAACUCAGCGGACAGUUGGGAUCACUGCUUCCGUCGCAGUCCUACAAUAUGUCAGCUGCGCACGCAUCCUUCAAUGCCUCGGUGACAUCGCCUCCCGUGCCCACCUCUUCCCCUGACAAACCUCUAGCACAUUCCACAUCUUCUUCCGUCUCCAGCGUGCACACCUCAGCCCCUCAUCACUCUUCUCCCUCCGCCGCAGUGCAUGCUGCUCACGCCGCUGCCGCAGCUUCCUAUCCGUCAUAUUUCAGCCAAUUCGCGGACCCGUCCUCUUUAAUGUGUGGUCGUGUGCAUUAACAUAGCAGCCUCUGACGGCCGCUGCUCUUGGCUCGGAACCAAUGUUGGGAUGCAAGCGUGUAAAUAAUGUACAGUUUCUAAUUGCGGGCCUCUGCCUGAUAACGCCCUGUAUAAACAUCAAAAAUGCAUGUUUUUAUUAUAAGAUACGAUGGUUAUUAUAACUUUUGUAUUGAAAAACAAUGUUACUUUUAGUAUCAAGCCUUAGUAUUGUAUUUUUUAUAAGUUCAUCCGAGUUAAUCACGAGGCUUGUCGUAGCCAUACUAACAUCAGUUUCAAAAACAGAUCUUUAUAAAUAUUUAAAACAACAUUUUAAUUAUCGGGAUCUCGAUGAUGUGCAGAUUAAAUUAGAUACUUAGAUGAUACAUCAAGAUAAGAAUUUAGACACUUGAAAUAAAGAUUAUUGCAUUGUGUUUACAUUAUACUGAAGUACAUCGGUAUGACUUCAGAACAAGAAGCAAGUGACCUGCAAAUAUCCUCAUAUUUCAGCAUCCCCGUUUACGAUACGCUAGUAUGUAUAUGGCGAUUGCUGUUCCGAUGCAAUAAGAAUACAUUGGGUAUGGCGCGUUCUAUAAUCGUUGUAACAGAGUCUUUGCAUUUGUCUUUUUUAAUAUAAGCGUUGGAGAUAUAAUCGUCGAACGGCAUAUUUCGGAGCACAGCAAUUAAUGAUCCGAUCGUCGCAUUCUAUUUCAUAAACCUGUACAGUAAAAUCAUUUAAUUCUUAGUUUCUUCAAUUUAGUUCUUCACAAUUAUCUUGAUUUCGCCACAUGUCUUUCUAUCUGCUAUUUUAUUCUAGACAACAAAGUAGUUUUGAUAGAGAGAGAAGAAAUAGUUCAUUUUUUUGCGAUUCCGCAACCUAGGUUAAUAAUUUUGAGUGCAUCAAUGAUUCCAGUUAGUAGCUAAGAAAAUGGUUAUUGCCCGAGCGCAGUUCAUAGAUGAAUUAAGAGGCGAAUCAAAAUGUAAGCGCUUCAAUAAUAUUGAAUUUACUGCUGUAGAUAAGUGAAUAGACUUUUUUUUUGAUGCUUAUCUAAGUUUAAUUAAAACAACAAAGUAGAUUAGUUUGUUUAAAUUCAUUCAAUGCGUUACUUUAGUCUAGCUAGUCGUGGAAAUAUUUGAAUAUUUAAUAAUUGUGAAAAGUUACGGUAAAUGAACGAAUCAAUGAA
Molecule: messenger RNA, 2855 nt
Organism: Hyalella azteca
Lineage: Eukaryota; Metazoa; Arthropoda; Malacostraca; Amphipoda; Hyalellidae
Product: protein gooseberry
Exons: 6
Coding region: 301-1695 (464 amino acids)
Biological process (GO): regulation of transcription by RNA polymerase II; anatomical structure development
Molecular function (GO): DNA-binding transcription factor activity, RNA polymerase II-specific; RNA polymerase II cis-regulatory region sequence-specific DNA binding
Source: RefSeq, a predicted model, not a curated record